GUUACGAAAUUAUCAACAUCGGAAAUGAAGAGAAGGGGGAAUGAAAAUCAUUUGGUUCAUUUGAGAGACAGAGUGAGUUCGAUAAACAAUGAAACAGAAGUCAUUUACUCUAGGCUUAGUAUGAGUAGCGAUGAAGGUUUCGAAGCAGAAGAAGACGAAUCUCUUUUAGAACCGCAUUAUCUAACAGGGAAAAGACAUAGUAGAACGUAUAAGUUUUUUUGCUGUUUUUGUAAUUGUGUACACUAUAUAUUUUCAAUGUGUUGUAACUCGGUGUCCAGUUGGUGGUGUAGGUGUGGCACCACCGAAUAUAGGGCGAGAACAGUAUUUAUUGGGAGAAUGUCAAAUGAAAGUUUUCCGCCAAAUAUAAUAAAGAACCAAAAAUAUAAUGUUAUUACAUUCAUUCCACUAGUCUUGUUUCAUCAAUUCAAAUUUUUCCUCAAUUUAUAUUUUCUUUUAAUGGCGAUAUCUCAGUUUAUUCCUGAAAUCAGAAUCGGAUAUUUAUAUACAUAUUGGGGACCAUUGGGUUUUGUUUUAACUGUGACAUUAAUUAGAGAAGCAAUCGACGAUAUCAGGAGAUAUAGUCGUGAUAAAGAAGUCAAUAGUCAGAAAUAUCGUAAACUAACAUCUCAAGGAGUUAUUCAGGUGCCAAGUUCUGAUAUUAAAGUGUCUGAUUUGAUUAUUGUUGAGAAAAAUCAGAGAGUUCCUUCAGAUAUGGUGUUUCUAAGGACGACUGAGAAAAAUGGUGCUUGUUUUAUUCGUACUGACCAGUUAGAUGGAGAAACUGAUUGGAAAUUAAGAUUGGCUGUUGAAACUACGCAACGAUUAUCAUCAAAUGAAGAAUUAUAUCAAAUAGAUGCAUCUAUAUAUGCGGAAGAACCAAAGAGAGAUAUACAUAGUUUUAUUGGAAAAUUUACACGUCAUGAUGGAGAGGGAGCUGAAGAUUCUCUUGGAAUAGAAAAUACUGUCUGGGCAAAUACUGUCAUUGCAUCGGGAACUGCUGUCGGAAUUGUGAUAUAUACAGGACGAGAAACAAGAAGUGUUAUGAAUAAUUCUGAACCAAGAAGCAAAGAAUUAUAUCAAAUAGAUGCAUCUAUAUAUGCGGAAGAACCAAAGAGAGAUAUACAUAGUUUUAUUGGAAAAUUUACACGUCAUGAUGGAGAGGGAGCUGAAGAUUCUCUUGGAAUAGAAAAUACUGUCUGGGCAAAUACUGUCAUUGCAUCGGGAACUGCUGUCGGAAUUGUGAUAUAUACAGGACGAGAAACAAGAAGUGUUAUGAAUAAUUCUGAACCAAGAAGCAAAGUAGGAUUACUUGAUAUGGAAAUAAAUCAGCUAACAAAAGUUCUGUUUGCUGCAGUAAUUGGACUUUCUAUCGUAAUGAUGAUAUUAAAGGGAUUUGGAGGAACCUGGUAUCGCUACCUCUUUAGAUUUAUUCUUCUAUUUUCAUAUAUUAUACCAAUCAGUUUACGUGUGAAUUUGGAUAUGGGCAAAGUCGUAUAUUCUUGGAUGAUUCAGAAAGAUAAAGAUAUAUCUGGAACUGUAGUUAGAAGUACUACAAUUCCCGAGGAAUUGGGUCGGAUUGUUUAUUUACUUUGUGAUAAAACUGGAACAUUGACAAAAAAUGAAAUGGUUUUUAAACGACUUCAUUUAGGCACAGUCUCUUUUAGUAAUGAAUCAUUUGAUGAGGUUACCGCACAUCUUAGAACUGCUUAUGCACCACUUCCUUCAACUCCUGGUGGAACGGGAGUAACUCCAAGUCGUUUCACUCAGCAACCUAAAAUGAGACGCACAGUAAUUACAAGAGUUCAAGAAGCAGUAAAAGCAUUGGCUCUGUGUCAUAAUGUCACCCCAGUUUACGAAAAUGCAUCUGUAGCUUCAGAAUCAGAAUCAUUAGAAAUAGAACAAGAAUUGAAAGAGGAUUUUGAUACGGAAGCUGAUCAACAGAUAAAACAGUCAUUUGUAUAUCAGGCAUCGAGUCCAGAUGAAGUAUCAUUAGUAUCAUGGACGGACAGUAUCGGGUUAGCCCUUGUAUAUAGAGAUUUGACGACAAUGCAAUUACGAACCUCGUAUGGAGAAAUUUUAACUUUUGCAAUAUUACAGAUAUUUCCAUUUACAUCUGAAACAAAAAGGAUGGGAAUUAUUGUUAAAGAAGAAAAUACCGGGGAAAUAACAUUCUACAUGAAAGGAGCUGACGUAGUAAUGUCUAGUAUAGUCCAAUAUAAUGAUUGGCUAGAUGAAGAGUGUGGAAACAUGGCUCGGGAAGGUCUCCGGACAUUAGUCGUUGCUAAAAAAAUUUUAACUGAAGACCAGUAUGCUGAUUUUGAGGCACGUUACAAUCAAGCAAAAGUUAGUAUCCAUGAUAGAACUGCAAGGGUGGCUGCUGUGGUGGAGAGUUUAGAAAGAGAUAUGGAAUUACUUUGUUUGACUGGUGUUGAAGAUAAGCUGCAAGAAGAUGUCAAACCUACUCUUGAAUUAUUAAGGAAUGCUGGAUUAAAAGUUUGGAUGCUGACGGGAGACAAAUUGGAAACAGCUACUAGUAUUGCCAAGUCAUCUCACUUAGUUUCUCGUAAUCAGCAGACACAUAUCUUCCGCUCCAUCAAGUCUCGUAAUGAGGCUCAUUUGGAGUUAAACUCUUUUCGCCGAAAAAAUGACUGUACUCUGAUAAUCAACGGCGAUGCUUUAGAAAUCUGUCUAAAGUUCUAUCCUUCCGAAUUUAUGGAACUUGCAUGCCAAUGUCCAGCCGUUGUGUGUUGUAGAUGUUCUCCCACGCAGAAGGCUGAAGUCGUUAGAUUGAUUCAACAGCUUACAGGGAAAAGAACAUGUGCAGUUGGUGAUGGAGGAAAUGAUGUAAGCAUGAUUCAAGCAGCUGACGCUGGAAUCGGAAUAGUCGGAAAAGAAGGAAAACAAGCAUCUCUUGCAGCCGACUUUUCUAUAACUCAGUUCAGCCACAUAUCCAGACUUUUUCUUGUGCAUGGACGUUUGAGCUAUAAACGUUCUGCAGCCCUCAGCCAAUUUGUGAUUCAUCGUGGAUUGAUUAUCUCAAUUAUGCAAGCAAUUUUCUCAUCCAUUUUUUAUUUCUCAUCAAUUGCUCUAUAUCAAGGAUUUUUAAUGGUUGGUUAUGCAACUGUUUACACAAUGUUUCCAGUCUUUUCAUUAGUAUUAGAUAAAGAUGUUUCUCCUCAGAUAGCAAUCAUGUAUCCGGAAUUGUACAAAGAGUUGACCAAGGGUCGUUCAUUAUCCUUCAAAACAUUCUUCAUCUGGGUGUUAAUCAGUAUUUAUCAAGGUGCUAUAAUCAUGUAUGGUGCUUUGCUAUUAUUUGAAGAUGAAUUUAUCCACAUCGUCAGCAUUAGUUUUACCUCACUCAUCCUGACCGAAUUGUUAAUGGUUGCUCUCACCAUCAGAAUGUGGCACUGGUUAAUGAUUGUGGCAGAAUUUUUCAGUCUUUCGAUAUACAUUCUUUCACUUGUACUGUUGCCGGAAUUUUUUGAUACACAAUUUAUUCAGACUUGGACGUUUUUAUGGAAAGUGAUGGUUAUAACACUAGUUAGUUGUUUGCCAUUAUAUAUAUUAAAAUACCUGCACAGGAAAGUAGCACCACCCAGCUAUUCUAAACUAACAUAAAAUGGGUGAUGUACAAAUAAGUCACCAAAAAUGCUAAUAUUUAUCUAUACAAGUAAAAAUGUUACUUUUUCGGUUAAUUCAAUUUUAGUUUUAAAAAACAGUCUUAACAGCAAGUUUCUGAACAAAUAUUCUCAUUAUUCAUCACAAAAAUUAUCAUUUUUUUAAAAGUAAUUUUCUAUGCAGGAAGUUAUUGUAAUUGGUAUUUAAUAAGGGGUAGAUAUCAUUUUAUUUGAAUAUGUUUUCCAGGGAGAUGGCUUGAAAAUAAUGCAGGGAAAAGUUAAUGUCUUUUUAUAAAAAAAGGAAAAAUAUAUUGUCUUAAAUGUGAAUUUAUGCAAGUAUGAAAAGAAUAUAUUUAAUAUAUUUUGUUGAACAUAAUCUAGAUUGAAUUUUAUUAAUAGUUAAUCCAUAAAAUAAAUGAUUUUUAUGGAUAAUAUAUCAUAUUCUCAUAAAUAUAUAGUACAAAAUGCAGAGAUUGUCGUAUACAUCUGCAGUGACAAUAAAUUCAUUAAAACCCCCACAUUUUGCAAAAAAAUUUUUAUGAUUUUCACACUACCAAAGGCAGGACACCUUCUAAAAUAAGCCAUAAACUUUUAACUUCUGCUUUAUUUUGUGCAAUAAUUACCGAGACCAAAACUAUUUUAUGUGACAGACUAAUUCCGAUAAAUGUAUCUAUUACAUAUAUUCUGUAAUUGUUUUCGAUGAUUAUAUUAUUAAAUCUACUUUUUUCUUCUUUAAUGGAGUUCCUAAAAAUGCUUAUUUUAAUAUCUGAGCACUUUUGAACUUUCCAGUUCAUUAUCACAGAUAAAAUUAAAGGAACUACAUGUACUCCCCUACAUACACUUAUGAUGAAAAGUCCAUUUGUACACAGAAUACAUUAUGCUACUACUACUUAGUAUUAGGUAAAAAAAAAACUGCAUUUGAAACACCUAAUACACUUAGAGCAACAUUUCUUGCAUUUAUUACCAUGGAAACUAAACUU
This is a messenger RNA of Centruroides sculpturatus (bark scorpion), 4597 nucleotides long. Its product is annotated as probable phospholipid-transporting ATPase IIA. The record is from RefSeq and is a predicted model, not a curated record. Gene Ontology annotation, biological process: phospholipid translocation; retrograde vesicle-mediated transport, Golgi to endoplasmic reticulum; endocytosis. Gene Ontology annotation, cellular component: trans-Golgi network; plasma membrane; endosome. NCBI's taxonomy places the organism in Eukaryota, Metazoa, Arthropoda, Arachnida, Scorpiones, Buthidae. The transcript is spliced from 26 exons. Gene Ontology annotation, molecular function: ATPase-coupled intramembrane lipid carrier activity; magnesium ion binding; ATP hydrolysis activity. Bases 25 to 3618 code for a protein of 1197 amino acids.